AUGGAUUCGGGUGCUGCUGAUGACAAGCGAGUCUUGCAAACCUACGGGAAGACCCAGUACGCGCAAUGUAACUAUGCUGACGCGCUCACUGCUUUCACGACGGGGUAUCUGCGAACAGCUCAAGUUCUGCAGCUGAAGCGGAGGCUGCAUGAUGCCCUGCGAUUAUAUGAAUAUGCCUUGAAAUGUGUAGAUGCAAGGGACACCAACCGUCCUAAAAUUGAACUGCUCAAAACGAAGCUGGACAAGGUUUUAAAUCCACCACGACGGGAUCCAUUCGCCGUAUUACCACCUGAGCUGGUUGCAAUGGUUCUACAGUAUUUGAAUUUGCGAACACUAAUAACGUUGCUUCGGGUCUCCAAGAGAUGGGCAGAACUAGUAACGUCCAUGGGCAAAGCCUUUUCAUCCAUGGACCUCUUUUUGGCGAGGAGAACAAUUCCAUUAAUGGCAGUCCGUGCAUAUUUUCGGCGACAUGCUAAUACCAUCGAGGUCGCUACCCUUGAGCGCCUCUCCCCGCAGAAUGCUACGAAAACUUUAACCUGGCUCUCUAGAUGCCCCAAAAUUAAUGACGUUACUUUGAAUAACAAUCUGGCACUACCGACAGAUAUUAGAAUUCUCCAUACAUUCACUGGGCUGAAGAAAUUGAAAAUACCGAAAUUUCCGCUAAGUUUCAUGGAAUUUGACUCUAUUCUCACUAUGGUUACCACGCUCGAAUGCAUUGAUAUUUCAGCAAAAGCCCCCGAAAAGUUGGGGGACUGGAGCUAUUGCUCCCGUGCGCCACGGCUGCGAGCUUUGAAGAUAACGCUGGAUUAUAUAUCAAUCACAAGGCCCUUUUUCCUCGACAGCUCGUUAAGUGAUAGAAUGCCUGCUCUUGAAGAGCUGAGUAUUCUCGGUGACGAUGCAAAGAUCUUGCUUCAUGACCUGGAUACAGAUUUGUCAGGCCACCCAUGUUUACGCGAAUUUUACAUUACCAAUGUCACUUUGGAUGCUCAUAUCAAAGCCCUACCAAAGUCUUUGGAAUGUUUAUCCAUGAUCCUUGUAUCUAGCUCACGCAUGCCCAUCCACAGCUACAACUUUCUGGAAGGCCUCUUUAAUUUAAAGGAGCUAUACUACCACAGGUCCUCUUACGACAUAGACUACAUGCUCGAAAGAUACUUCUCUGCUUUGGAGCCACGCUCGACUCCGAUUUUGACGACACUUGGAUUGUCAAACUGUCAAGCGUCUGCAGGGAAUCUAGUCCCUUUAAUGAAGAAGGGCCAUCUAUGCUCCAUAACCGACUUGAUUAUUUCCGGUAUCAUUGGGGUGGAUGAUAGCAUCACUGAAGUUAUGGUCGAUACAAUGCCAAAUCUAAAAAGGCUGGAUAUGUCGGGCACUAUAAUCACGGGCUACUCGAUCAAGCUAUUAGCUGAUGCACCGAAUAUGAAACUAGAAAAAAUGGCCUUGCAUAGCACUCUCAAUCCAAUUAACAGAGAUGCAUACGAGUAUGGGAAGAGUAAAGGGAUUACAUGGGAGGCAACCAUUACUUCUAAGAUUCCGUGGCUAUCAUAG
Microsporum canis CBS 113480 is the source of this 1545-nucleotide messenger RNA. RefSeq names its product F-box domain-containing protein. Gene Ontology annotation, molecular function: protein binding. NCBI's taxonomy places the organism in Eukaryota, Fungi, Ascomycota, Eurotiomycetes, Onygenales, Arthrodermataceae. Bases 1 to 1545 code for a protein of 514 amino acids. The record is from RefSeq and is a predicted model, not a curated record. The transcript has 5 exons.